AUGAUGGCCACGAAGCUCGCUUCACGGCACAGAAAGAUGCAAAAAUCAAAGAGGCACGAUGCCGGACAGUUCCAGCAAACCUUUGUAGCAGCCCUCGUCAGGGUCGAAGAGAUCUCUGCUUGGGUGGCCAAAAGGGUGGAGGAGCAUCACCAGCAAAGCUCCGAUGCCAGCCACAGGCUCACCAGCCGGGUGGAGGACCUUGAACAGAAAUAUGCCGCGCGCGUGCGGGAGGCGAAGAGUGCCAUGGAGUUCUUGAAGGAGCCCAGCAGCGGAGCAGCCUCAGACAUUGUCGUCUCAGCCUGGAGUGAUGAUGCCCAACGGCGUGCUCUUCAUCUGCGGCAGGAGGCAGAGGAGCUAAAGAGGAAGCUCCAGCAUGCAGAGGCGCGCGCAGGGUGUGACGAACAAUGGUUGGUGCGACAGAUCGCAGCCGAAACGCAGCGAGGACGACAGGAGCUGGAGAGAAGGUUUGAGGAGACCAGCAAAGAACUCAAAACAGAGCACGUGCAGGUCAUGGAGCAGCUGCGUUCACAGCGUGAAGAGCGGCUGAACGAGCUACGGCGGACCUUAGAUGAGGAAAGGCUUCGGGCAACAGCACAGGCAGAAGAGGCGUUGGCAGAUGCAGUCAAGAGACAGGAGCUCAGUUUUCAGGUGGAGCGUGAGAAUCUGGAAGCAGCUCAGGAGCGUCAAAGUACCUCCCUCAAUGAGGCGCGACAGGAAGUGGAACUGGCGAAAGGGCAGUGUCAAGAGCGUCAGAGAGUUCUGGAUGAGAUGUCCCGCGAGUUGCAAGAACGCAAACGCCAUGGUCAGAUGAUGUCCAAAGAGGCUGACCUGGCGCAUGGCCGGAAGCUCCGCCAGGAGACCGACAGCCGUGAGCUGCGCCGGAGGAAGGUCGCCCUGGAGCGGAGCUUGGGCCUCAAAGCCUCCUACACCCACGAGAGCGCCACUGAGGAGUCGUGGGGCAUCCCAGUGGAUUCAUGGAAAGCAUUGAAAAGGAUUACGUACAUUUGUAGAUAUCAUAUAUAUAUAUAUGUAUACGAUUUUGAUAUGAUUUGA
This is a messenger RNA of Durusdinium trenchii, 1053 nucleotides long. Lineage: Eukaryota; Dinophyceae; Suessiales; Symbiodiniaceae. The record is from the annotation of a GenBank genome assembly.